AUGUCAUACGAACUAUCCCAUGUUCUAUCUAGUAUCGAUAGACUAUAUACAUCCAAGGACCCUCAGGAGAUACAGAGGAUUCAGAAUGAUCUUACUACGGUCCAAAAACUAGAUAAUGGACAACUUGCAAGUAGCCUUCUCAAUCAAUCAUCGAAGAAUCAUCAAUAUUUCGGUGCUUUAACAUACACUGUUAUCAUCAACCGAACGCAAAAGUUUGAUCCUGAUACUUUAGAAUCAUUGAUUAAUGAAUUACAAAGUCACAUAGUCAACUCAAAUGGCAUGGUUGUUAAAAAACUUUUGAGUAAUUUGGCAUUACUUUUCAUUUUCAACUAUGAACAAUACAAUAACCCAAUUGAAAGAUUGUUGAGCCUUUCAACCAAUAAUACAGACUUACAACAAACCAUUGGGACCAUUGGACAUUCUAUGGUGUCGGUCAUUAUCAUGUUCAGUUCUAUUGUAGUGGAAGAAUUGAUCAAGAAAGAGAAACUCAUGAAUAUACAUGAAGCAGUAUAUGAAAGUAUCUUCAAGAAUCUCAGGGUCAUUUAUGAACAUUAUGAUAAGGGUAUGCCUGAAGAUCUAGAAUUACAGAUUUUAGAUUGCUUGACUUCAUGGAUAACAUAUAUAUCGUUAGCUGAAAGUCAAUCUAAAGUGAGAUAUAAUGAUGUUGAAAGUCUUAUAGAUUAUGUGUUUCGGAAUUUCAAUGUCAAAUCCCUUGAAACUUCAAAUGAUCCCGAAUACCAUGAAGUUGAAGUUAUCAAUAAAUCCAUCACCAUACUCACAGAUAUUUUGGAAAUCAAUCCUAAUAUGAUAAAAGGUGAUAGAAAGAAUUUCUUGAGAAGUAUGUUAUUUGAAGAAGGUAAUUGGGGUCAAGUUUUCAUUUCCAAGUUCAUAUCGAAUGAAGAAUUAGAACAAGAGAUAUUAAAUGUUAUUAAUUUGAUCAUUCAAUUCGUUCAAUUGGAAUCAUUAUCUAUAACUAAGAAUUUAUCAUUACCUAUAAACAAGUACAUUUUGAAUCUUCUCAUCAAAUUAACAGAUUUUCCAGGAAUGGCUGUUGUUGAAGAGAAAGUCAGCUCCCAAUUCUUAACUUUCUGGGAUGAAUUCUUCAAUGUGUUCAUUGAUAAUGAAGAAAUCUAUGAACAUUCCCUUGAUUCCCUUCAAAAACAAGUUUUCUAUAAUGAAAGGAAUGAUUUAUGUAACACUGUGUGUAACAUAUAUUGGAAGAAAAUCCAUCUUCCUCCAUUACCAGUAUUACAAGCCAAUAAAUCAGAAUUCUUAUACUUCAAAUCCAAUGUGGGUGAUUUCUUUUCCAACGUUUACCUGUUAUUAAAAUUACCAUUCUAUGAAAGUUUAACCCAAGUGGCCAUUAGCCAAAUCACCAACAAUCAAUUAAUUGAAUUGGAAUCUACAUUAUUCAUACUUUAUAAGAUCAAUGAAGAUUGUACAUUUUAUGAAUCCCAAAGUAAUUCUUUAAUACCUUUCAUAAAUCAACUUUUCUCCAAUAAUUUGUUAACAGCAUUCAACUCGACUGUUGAGAAUCCUUAUAUUCUACUUACAUUCAUGAAUUAUAUAUCUUCGGUGCAAUUUUAUUUGAAGACUCCCAAUGGAUCGAAUUAUUUGGGGUAUAUCUUCGAUAUACUAUUCACUAUCAUAUUGAAAUCAGACUUAUCAUUAUCAUUGAAUGCCUCCAAAACUAUUGUUCAUAUUUGUCAAGAAUGUAAAAAUAGUCUCAAAUCAUUCAUACCCAAUUUGAAACCUUUAGUUAUAGAAAUGAUUGAAAAUUCAAAUUUUGAUAAUUUGAUAAGAAAACGAAUGGUGAAUUCUUUCAUUUCCAUAGCUGCUAAUGAAUUACCUUCAAGUUUCGGUAAGAAUUUGCUUGAGAUUUUAAAUAUUAUCGAGAAUAAAUCUCUUCAUAUAAUGGAAUUGAUAAAUAAUGAUAAUUUACAAGAAGAUUUGGAAACUAUCGAAGAGUAUUUAUUAUCCUUAUUGGGAUGUAUUGAAGAAUGUGGUAAAGCCAGUAUUCUUUCUGAAGAAGUAGAGGAUAUUUUCACUGAUGAAGAAAUUAAUCUCAUCAAUAAGUAUUGGCAAGAUGAUAAGUUUUCAAUCAAAUCCAAAAUUUUCACUAUCAUUAAUGAAUUUUCAUUAUUAUUCACUCCAUUUAUUAAUAAUUCAAGUAUCACCGAAACUUGUUGCCAAAUAUUGAAAAGUGGUUUAAAUGAACCCAUCAGUGGACCUUUUAAAUUUGAAAUAUCAAUCAUUUUCGAAUACAUUAUAAAGAAAUCACAAUAUUGUGAUGCCUUAUCCAUAAGUUACUUAUUCAGACUAGUUGAAACUAUCGUUAUUACAAACAGUAAUGUUUUGAAUGAAGAUACUAUCACUACCCUCAUCAAUGAGAUCUUCUUAGAUAAGUUAUCCAUGAUUAAUUCCGAUCCUGAUUUGAUAGGUACUUCCAUUGAUUUGUUCAGUUUGAUCUUAGAUAAGAAACCUGGGAUCUUAAUCAAUUUACCGGUGUUCAAAACUAUUGUUGAAUUUGGUAUCAAUGGUUUAAGUGCAAAAGAAUCGCCUAUCAUUAAAUCAGUAUCCAAAUUUUGGGUAUCGAUGUUAUUGAUGAAGAAAGGUUCAAGCACAGACCAACAAUUGAUGAAAUCCUUAUUAAUAACCGAAAAUUUGGGUUCAUUAUUAACCAAAACUUUAGUAGUAACAUUCCUAGCAUGUCCAAGAUCAUUACUCGAUUACUAUUAUCCAAUAUUCAGACAAUUGAUAGGUAAAUAUUCCUUAAACUUCAAACCAUGGCUUAUAGACAUCAUCAAAGUUGUAAAUAUCAAGAUCGAUGAUAAAGAAAAGGAAAUGUUUGUCAAUAAACUUAUGGUCACAAGAGGACAUAGAAAUGCCAAUGAUGUUUUGAAACAAUUCUGGUUAAAUGCUAAUGGGUUGAUAGAAUUUAAUACUCGAUCUUAUUAA
Molecule: messenger RNA, 2958 nt
Organism: Yamadazyma jaroonii
Lineage: Eukaryota; Fungi; Ascomycota; Pichiomycetes; Serinales; Debaryomycetaceae
Source: the annotation of a GenBank genome assembly